Messenger RNA from Drosophila obscura, 372 nucleotides. RefSeq lists its product as uncharacterized. The transcript is spliced from 3 exons. The record is from RefSeq and is a predicted model, not a curated record. Lineage: Eukaryota; Metazoa; Arthropoda; Insecta; Diptera; Drosophilidae. The coding region runs from base 14 to 364 and encodes 116 amino acids.
AAAACUAGAUGUAAUGGCGGAGAAGCUCGCAGAAGCCACCGCCCUUAUCAAAGUGAGCGUUAAGGUGGAGGAGGUCCCGGCUGCUAUGAGCUUGCCAAUAAAGUCGGAGGAGGAGCUCGAUCGCUUUGAGGAGUCAUUGACUCCUCAGAUAAAAGAUUUCUACAUAAAUAAAGUUCGGAAGAUGCUGGAAAGCUGCACCCUCUCUAAGUGCCUGAAAAGUGUUGUAAAUGAGAAUACAAUCAACACAUACAAUUUAGACGGCACUUGCGGCAAAAAGCGGCUAAAAAGCAGAGUUGGCCUGUAUUCGAUUCUCAAAGAAGCAUUGGACCAAAUAAAUCCAAUAGACUGGCCGAUAGACAAAUAAGAAAGGCG